AUGGCAACCAUAUCAGAACUAAAAUAUGCUUGUGCUGGAGAGAAAUUACAGGUUCGGAUCUUACGUAAAUGGAAACCACAACCCCGGCACCAUGAAACUUGGUACCUUGCUGUAGACAAAUUUGGAGAUGCUAUACAGAUAUUGGGACAAAGAACAAACCAGGAGUAUAUAGAAGCUGUUCUUGCUGUAGACUGCAAAAAGCACAAUGGUGAAGCCUUUGUUCUUUUGAUACUUGCUGACGAAAGUGGAAAUGAAGUUGUAAUCAACCUAUGGAAAGAAUGUAUUGCCUCUCCUGAAAAGUUCAGUCGUGAUCGCCUAAUACCACCACCUGCAACUACAGUUGCUGCAGUCACAAAUCUAAAAAUUUCAUCCUCAGACGGAAUAUUAAGAUUUGGCUCAUCAAGUGCAACCCAUGCGUAUGUUAACCCACCAGUUCCAAAAACAACACAGCUUAUAAAUUGCUUCAAUGGACCUUCAAGGCCCACUUGUGCCCUAUCUGGAAUUCCAACAACCAUAAACAACAUUGCUGGGAAAACUCGUGACCAGCUUCUGAAAUCUCAUUCAAAGACUACUGGUGCCAAAUAUCACCGCCUCAAUACUGCUUCCCUCUCCUUUCAAACUGACGCAACUCUACUCCAACACCUCUACCUUUUCCCCCAAUAUAGCAAGGUCAAAGAAAUGGUGAAGGAGAAACCGACGAGUACUUUUGGAGCACGGAAGCAGGACUCGGAUGGAUUUGCAGGCACCACGAUUAUAGCUCAAUUUCAGCACUCAUCGUUGUGUAACACCGCCUCCAUCACUUUUGUAUCACUGGCGAACCCUUCCGUCCCUUCAUGUCUUCUCCGAAAACAAAACCAACACAACAUACUUUUUGGGGGAUUAAUGAACUUUGGAAUUGAAGUAUGCAGAUUUGAUGAUUUGUUUUGCACACCAUAUGUUCGAUAA
Lactuca virosa is the source of this 945-nucleotide messenger RNA. The record is from the annotation of a GenBank genome assembly. NCBI's taxonomy places the organism in Eukaryota, Viridiplantae, Streptophyta, Magnoliopsida, Asterales, Asteraceae.